AGAGAAGGAGGAAGAAGCCGAGGGGAGCGGGGGGCGGGGGCGGAGCUGCACCCGAGCUGCUAGGAGGAAGCCGAGGACUCUGUGGCUCUCGGGCUCCAGUGGCCGAGGGACCGCGGCCCGGGCCUUCCCCCACGGCUUUGCUGUCCGGGGCAUCUGGUUGCCCUUUGAAUCCACCCCUUCCCGCACCUCGCUUCUAGGGUCAAUGCACUGCACAGGCUAGCAGCUUUGGACUUUGCAGGGGACGAGAUCGGGACAUUUCGAAAGUGACCCCUCCAAUCCGGAGAGGCUCCCUCCUCGAAGCUUCCCCUUCUUACCCUCUUGUGACUGCUUGCCCCUUCCGCGCCCCUUUUCGGGGUAUGCUCCUCGAGACGGUCCCCUGCGCAAUGGGCCCGGACCGGGCCGGGCUGUCACUGGGGCCACUGAGAAGGGCGGCGCGAGCCAGGCGGGAGGCGCGAGCCCCCGGGGCCGGUGGCACACGCUAUUAGCCUGCAUCCCGACUCUCCCUUGGGCUCUGCAGAGAGGCAGCCGGCCUACCUUGCAAUCUGCACGCCCCCCCCUCCGCCCCCACCCUUCCCUCUCCUUCCCACCUUUCCCGGUGCCAGGCGCGUGGGAAAGUUUUGCUUCUCGCCCUGCUCUUUCCCCCCAGCGGGAACCCCAGCCUGGAACUCGUCCGACCAGUUCUCUAGUAUUGGCCUCGCGCGGACUGCAGAAAGUUGUUGCAAAACCCUCUUUUUUUUUCUUUUUGAGUGCGGCCGGGGAGGGAGAGGGAGAAGGGGAAACAGAAGAGAGGAGCCCCCCCUCCGCCUGGGAGGUGGGUACUAUCGGCUUCUCCCGGUUUUAUUUUUAACGUUGACCCCGGCAGCCCGAGGCACCCUGCGCCCCCCGCCCCCCCGCUCAAUUGCAGCUGCUUCUGGGGAGGAGUCUUAAUGAACUUUGGGGGCGCGGACCUUCCUCGCCUUCCAGUUCCUCUCGGGAGAGAGGAGCGUUGAACCUAGGGCGCCCCCUCCGCCCCCUUCGGGGGGGGAGCAUGGCCAUGGUGACCGGCGGCUGGGGCGACCCCAACGGGGACACGAACGGGGUCGAGAAGGGGGGUUACCCCCGCACGUCGGAGGAGGACUCGGCCUCGCCCCAAGGCGGCGGGAGCGACCCGGAGCACGGCGAGGAGGACAAGCCCGGCAUCCAGGUGGACUGCGUGGUGUGCGGGGACAAGUCCAGCGGCAAACACUACGGGGUUUUCACCUGCGAAGGCUGCAAGAGCUUCUUCAAACGCAGCAUCCGUCGCAAUCUCAGUUACACCUGCAGGUCCAACCGGGAUUGCCAGAUUGACCAGCAUCACCGGAAUCAGUGCCAGUACUGCCGGCUGAAGAAGUGCUUCCGUGUGGGCAUGAGGAAGGAAGCCGUGCAGCGGGGCCGGAUCCCCCACAGCCACUCCAGCACCAGCCCCACGGCCCUGCCCAGUGGCGAGUACUUCAACGGUCAGCCCGUGUCCGAGCUCAUCUCCCAGCUGCUGCGGGCCGAGCCCUAUCCAGCGGCCCGCUAUGGAUCCCAGUAUGCCCAGCAGGGCAGCGUCAUGGGCAUCGACAACAUCUGUGAGCUGGCUGCCCGUCUGCUCUUCAGCACCGUGGAGUGGGCCCGCAACAUCCCCUUCUUCCCCGAGUUGCCCGUCUCCGACCAGGUGUCCCUGCUGCGGCUCAGCUGGAGCGAGCUCUUUGUCCUCAAUGCGGCUCAGUCGGCCCUGCCGCUGCAUAUGGCCCCGCUGCUGGCGGCCGCCGGCUUCCACGCCUCCCCCAUGUCCGCUGACCGUGUCGUCUCCUUCAUGGACCAGAUCCGUGUCUUCCAGGACCAAGUGGAGAAGCUCAGUCGGCUCCAGGUGGAUUCGGCAGAGUACAGCUGCCUCAAGGCCAUUGCCCUCUUCACGCCAGACGCCUGCGGCCUGUCGGACCCAGCCCACGUGGAGAGCCUGCAGGAGAAGGCACAGGUGGCGCUGACGGAGUACGUGCGGGCCCAGUACCCCUCUCAGCCCCAGCGCUUUGGCCGGCUGCUGCUGCGGCUGCCCGCUCUGCGGGCCGUGCCCGCCUCCCUCAUCUCCCAGCUCUUCUUCAUGAGGCUGGUGGGCAAGACGCCCAUUGAAACCCUGAUCCGGGACAUGCUGCUCUCAGGCAGCACCUUCAACUGGCCCUACACCACCGGCCAGUAGGGGGAGGGUGACAGACAGCUGGAGCAGCCCCCCUUCCUGCCCUCCUUUGUCACACACCCCCUUCCCCCCUCCCUCCCCCACCUCCUCCCACCAGGGGAGAGGGGUGGCUUUGGUGCUUCCUGGGGGCUCAGCCUCAGCCCCAGGGGAAGGGCCAGGGGAUUGGGAAGGAGAUCCUGGCUCUCAGACUUUGUGCCCCUCCUCCCUGUGGACCCAUCGUGGCUCCUCCCCCUGCCGCGUAGUGCCCACCCAGGCACCCAGAGUCCUAUGCCAGUCCAGCUCUUCCCACCUUGGUGCCUGGCUCACCCUCUGGUGCCCAGUGUAGCUGUUGUCACCAGCAGGGCCCAGGUGGAGGUUGUGGGGUAGGGGAGGUACCCUGAUCUGACCUCUCAGCCCCUGCUGUCCAGGCAGGAUCCAAGGUUACGGGGCAGACGGGCACAGAGGAUGGAUGGGGACGAGGGUUGGGGUGUCCAGGCAACUGUUCUGUGAAAUGCCCAGGAAGAAAGAAGAGGGAGGUGAUGGGGAAAGAUGACAAAAUAAUAAAAAAACCCAGACCUGGUUUGCAACACCUUCCACUCUCUGGGCCAUGGCCCUAAAGUCCCUUAGUCCUUCUCCUGGCACCUGUCAAGGGGCAGGGCUCAUCCCCCCCAACACCCCCCCCCCCCCCCCCCCCCGCCACGGAACCAAUUUUGACCAAAUAAAGUGUUGGUGGGGGAAGUGGGGGAUGGAGCCCACCAUAUAUAUCCCCCCUCUGGCGGAACAGGAGUGAGCCCCGCAAUACUGGUGCCUUUCCAUCCUUCUGGAAUCAGGCUCUUUCUGCUCACUGCCCCCCCCCCCCCCCCCAGCCCACUCCUCUUCCUCUUCUUUCUCCUUCUUGUCUUCCUCCUCCUUCUCUUCUACUCCCUAAUUGCGUGCUAAGGUCUAACAGGUCAGGGGCUUCCACCCCUAUUAAGGGACCCAGUUCUUGGGAGCCUCCAGAUAUUUGAGUUCUCCCUUCCCUUCCCUCCCCAUUGGCCUUGAGCCAGCGCUGGCCCCAUGCCCAGGUUGGUUGGCGGGGGGGGCAGAUGGCAGGGAGAGCACACACCUCCCCACCUGUCGGACCGGUCGGCCUAGGCCCCUGACUCUGCUGCCACCCCCAGGGGCUGAGUGCAAAGAGGGAGGGUCUCCAGGAUAGUCUAGUGGAAGGAGAGGGUUUGGAGGACGUGUAAUUUAGAUUGAUUCACUUAAAAUAUAAUCUGUUGGACGCUACUAAACAAAUGAAUGGCAACUUAAUAAAGACAUUUCUUACCUGAA
Tachyglossus aculeatus (Australian echidna) is the source of this 3487-nucleotide messenger RNA. It is a transcript of the gene NR2F6, whose product is annotated as nuclear receptor subfamily 2 group F member 6. The record is from RefSeq and is a predicted model, not a curated record. Gene Ontology annotation, molecular function: zinc ion binding; RNA polymerase II cis-regulatory region sequence-specific DNA binding; nuclear receptor activity. The transcript is spliced from 4 exons. NCBI's taxonomy places the organism in Eukaryota, Metazoa, Chordata, Mammalia, Monotremata, Tachyglossidae. Bases 1028 to 2197 code for a protein of 389 amino acids. Gene Ontology annotation, biological process: negative regulation of transcription by RNA polymerase II; anatomical structure development; cell differentiation.